Mobula hypostoma (lesser devil ray) is the source of this 6666-nucleotide messenger RNA. RefSeq names its product gastrula zinc finger protein XlCGF26.1-like. Gene Ontology annotation, cellular component: nucleoplasm. Gene Ontology annotation, molecular function: RNA polymerase II cis-regulatory region sequence-specific DNA binding; DNA-binding transcription repressor activity, RNA polymerase II-specific. The record is from RefSeq and is a predicted model, not a curated record. The transcript has 2 exons. Bases 999 to 2975 code for a protein of 658 amino acids. Gene Ontology annotation, biological process: regulation of transcription by RNA polymerase II. Lineage: Eukaryota; Metazoa; Chordata; Chondrichthyes; Myliobatiformes; Myliobatidae.
GAAGGGGAGGGGGUUUGAACACCGACUUAGGGACACGGAACAAUUGCUGCGAGCUCCGGACACCGUGACCCUCAAUCCCGGGACAGUCCUGCUCUCUUCCCUCUCGCUCAGCCCCACGAUCCGUACACGGGCCCCAGGGAGCUACCGGCUGAUGAGGGAAUGGGAACCGAUGGAUCGCUCAGACAGAGCUGAGCUCCAGCUGUCUAAAUGCAAGGAUUGGGAACUCGGAGAAAGGGAACAAAGUCUUUUACAUCAGCUGUUGAGAAAAUCACCUUUGUUCCACCUCCAAUUUCAAACGAGAAAAUCUGUAGAGAGCGCACAGUACGAAGGAGAGGUCAUGGAUGUUGUGUUCUUUAUACAUACCGUGGAUUACUAAUAACAAACCAUAUUCUGGCAGAAUUGAACUUUUAUUUAACAGCAACAAAACCAAGUUUUACACUGCCAUGCUUCUCGAUCAUUCUUCAUUUCUGCGCAUGCUGGGAACUCUGUUCAGUCACGACCUGACACGUGAUAUCCACAAGAGGUUAAAAACGAAAAGGAAUUUGUCUCCAGGCAUCUCAAACAUGGCACGCCAGUUUUGCUGUCUCUGUCUAGAUAUUUAAGAAGUGGAGCAAGGAAUUCAGUCAACCAUCCUUCCUACACAAACUGUGGGAAUGAAUUCAGGGUCAUCUCAGUUGAAGGAAUAUCAGUAAGUUCACACUGGGCAAAGCCAUUCAUCUGUUCUGUGUGUGAACGAGGAUUCAGUUGGUCAUCCCACCUGUAGACACACGAGUCAGAGGCUGGGCAUCUGCUGAAUUUCUGGGAAAGGAUUUACUUGGUCAUCUGACCUAAUGAAUCACCAGUCAGUUCACACUGGGGAGAGGCCAUUCACCUGCUCGGACUGUGGGAAAGGAUUCACACUGUAAUCCACCCUACAGAGUCACCAGCGAGUUCACACUGAAGAGAGGCCGUUCACCUGCUCUGACUGUCGGAAGGGAUUCACUUUUUCAUCCAGCCUAAUGGCUCACCAGCGAGUUCACACCGGGGAGCAGCUGUUCACCUGCUCAGACUGUGGGAAGGGAUUCACUUUGUCAUCUCAACUACUGACACACCGGCGAGUUCAUACUGGGGAGAAGCUGUUCACCUGCUCUGUCUGUGGGAAAAGAUUCACUCACUCUUCAACCCUACAGAGACACCAUCGAGUUCACACUGGGGAGAAGCCGUUCACCUGCUCCGUCUGUGGGAUGAGAUUCACUGAUUCAUCCACCCUACAGAGUCACCAGCGAGUUCACACUGGGGAGAAGCCAUUCACCUGCUCAGUCUGUGGGAAAAGAUUCACUCAGUCAUCCAACCUGCAGAGUCAUCAGCGAGUUCACACUGGGGAGAAGCCGUUCACCUGCUCAGACUGUGGGAAGGCAUUCACUCAGUCAUCUGACCUAAUGGCUCACCAGCGAGUUCACACCGGGGAGCGGCCGUUCACCUGCUCAGACUGUGGGAAGGGAUUCACUUUGUCAUCUAAACUACUGACACACCAGCGAGUUCACACCGGGGAGAAGCCGUUCACCUGCUCAGUCUGUGAGAAGAGAUUCACUCACUCUUCCACCCUACAGAGACACAAGCGAGUUCACACUGGGGAGAAGCCGUUCUCCUGCUCAGAAUGUGGGAAAAGAUUCACUCAGUCAUCCAACCUGCAGAGUCAUCAGCGAGUUCACACUGGGGAAAAGCCGUUCACCUGCUCAGAAUGUGGGAAGGGAUUCACACUGUCAUCCCAACUACAGAGACACCAGCGAGUUCACACUGGGGAGAAGCCAUUCAUCUGCUCAGUCUGUGAGAAGAGAUUCACUCACUCUUCCACCCUACAGAGUCAUCAGCGAGUUCACACCGGGGAGAAGCCGUUCACCUGCUCAGUCUGUGAGAAGAGAUUCACUUACUCUUCCACCCUGCAGGGACACCAUCGAGUUCACACUGGGGAGAAGCCGUUCACCUGCUCUGUCUGUGGGAUGAGAUUCACUGAUUCAUCCACCCUACAGAGUCACCAGCGAGUUCACACUGGGGAGAAGCCGUUCACCUGCUCAGUCUGUGGGAAGAGAUUCACUCAGUCAUCCAACCUGCAGAGUCAUCAGCGAGUUCACACUGGGGAGAAGCCGUUCACCUGCUCAGACUGUGGGAAGGCAUUCACUUUUUCAUCUAGCCUAAUGGCUCACCAGCGAGUUCACACCGGGGAGCGGCCGUUCACCUGCUCAGACUGUGGGAAGGGAUUCACUUUGUCAUCUAAACUACUGACACACCAGCGAGUUCACACCGGGGAGAAGCCGUUUAUGUGCUCAGUCUGUGAGAAGAGAUUCACUGACUCUUCCGCCCUACAGAGACACCAGCGAGUUCACACUGGGGAGAAGCCGUUCACCUGCUCAGUCUGUGGGAAGGGAUUCACUCAGUCAUCACACCUGCAGAGUCAUCAGCGAGUUCACACUGGGGAGAAGCCGUUCACCUGCUUAGAAUGUGGGAAGGGAUUCACACUGUCAUCCCACCUACAGAGUCAUCAGCGAGUUCACACUGGGGAGAAGCCAUUCACCUGCUCAGACUGUGGGAAGGGAUUCAGUUGCUCAUCUACGCUGAAGGUACAUCAGCGAGUUCACACUGGAGAGAGGCCAUUCACCUGCUCAGACUGUGGGAAGAGAUUCACUCAGUCAUCCCAUCUACAGAGACACCAGCGAGUUCACACCGGGGAGAAGCCGUUCACCUGCUCAGUCUGUGAGAAGAGAUUCACUCACUCUUCCACCCUACAGAGACACCAUCGAGUUCACACUGGGGAGAAACCGUUCACCUGCUCAGUCUGUGGGAAGGGAUUCACUCAGUCAUCCCACCUACAGAGUCAUCAGCGAGUUCACACUGGGGAAAAGCCGUACACCUGCUCAGAAUGUGGGAAAGGAUUCACUCAGUCAUCCCAACUGCAGGCGCACCAGUCAGUUCACAGUGGGGGAAGGCCGUUGUUAUGAAUCCCUUGGUUUCAUUUGCUGUGGACAUUCAUUUUAAGACAGAGAUUAAGAAGGUGAAUCAGUCUGACUUGCAGCUUGUUUACAUUGCUUGCAGCUUGUUUAGUUUUAACCGAGGACACAGACACUCAGAGUCAGACGGAGACGAAGGAGGAAAAAUGGAAGGAUUGAAACAAGGGAACUAGAGGCCAGGGGUCACUGUUUAGAACUUUCCUAUGCCCGCAAGGGUGGGUUAAUUAUCGAUUCAGCAUACAUCGAAUGUGUGGUUGUCACCUUGUGUGAGCCAUAGGAGUGGAUCGGAUUUGGCGUAUCCUGUGUUAACCCUUGCCUGGGUGUGGUGUGAUAAUUCACUUGAAGACGAUACUCCUUGUGACAAGUCACUUUCGGUGAUAAUUCGUAUGUGGAUUUGGAACAAUGAUGGAUAAAAUCUACAGUGAUUGUUCUCUCUUUGUCCCACCGUGGAACCUGUGGAAUUCAACAUAAUUGCCUUCUCCAGACAUUUACCCUGGAUUACAAAUAUCUCUCUCUCAUCACCUAUUCUGUGGUUGAACUGAACUAACAUACUUUAGCGUCUCAAGAUUCUAAGCCUUGAUUCCCCCGAGCUCAAUAGACUGGGAGUUAUAUUUACACACAUAUAUACACAUAACACUGCUAACUUUUGUUUAUCUUGCUUAAGUUACUAUAUUAUAAGUAGAUACUAAUAAAGGUAGUGGGUUUAACUUCAAAACCAAACUCCAGAUGUAGUCUAUUGCUGCUGGUUCGUUUCUAAAGUGUUACGAUUCGUAACAAAAUUGGGAUCUGCUUUUGGGAUAUGAACAAAUUUGGGAGCGUAUCGAUUGAUUAAUUAUCAAUUUCAUUGGGGAAAUCCCUUUUUAUUUAUUUGUGUGUGGAAAAUCAGCAGCAAUGGAUGUUGAUAGAUCUCUGGAAGCGCCAACCUCUGAGGCAUUGGAGGACACCAGAAGGAUUGAGUUAUUGAGUAUUGCUAAAACUAGCUAAGGUGAAAUCGACAAUGAAGAGGGCACAGAUGCAGAGGAUAAUAGCUGAGCAAUGUGUAUCUGAGGAUGUGUUUAAAGUGGAGGAGUUGGAGGUGUUUCCUGAAAGUAAACCUAGUGAGCUUGAGCUCCCGUACAAGUUAGAAAAAUUAAACAUGGAGGCUGCGGAAAGGCAGAGGUAGAAAAGCAGAGAAAAGAGGCAGAAAAACAGAGGGAGGAAGCAGAAAGACAUAGGCUGUUCGAGCAGGAAAAGAGAGAGAGAUUGCAGCAAAGAGGUUUAAUGUUAGACUCUGCUGAUAAGUUUGAGGCCAGUCGGGAAGUUAAAUUGGUACCUCCAUUUGACGAGGCAGAGGUUGAUAAAUACUUUCAGCAUUUUGAGAAGGUUGCUCAGAGUUUAAAGUAGCCAAAAGAGGGUUGGCCUAUUCUCUUUCAAAGUGUAAUUAAGGGGAAGGCUCAGCAAGCCUAUUCUGCUUGACAAUUGAUGAAGCAGCUGAUUAUAUAACCAUAUAACAAUUACAGCACGUAAACAGGCCAUCUCGACCCUUCUAGUCCGUGCUGAACUCUUACUCUCACCUAGUCCCACUGACCUGCAAUCAGCCCAUAACCCUCCAUUCCUUUCCUGUCCGUAUAGCUGUCCAAUUUAACUUUAAAUGACAACAUCGAUCCUGCCUCAACCACUUCUGCCGGAAGCUCGUUCCACACAGCUACCACGCUCUGAGUAAAGGAAUUCCCCCUCAUGUUAUGCCUAAACUUUUGCCCUUUAACUCUCAACUCAUAUCCUCUUGUUUGGAUCUCCCCCACUCUCAAUGGAAAAAGCCUAUCCACAUCAACUCUGUCUAUCCCCCUCAUAAUUUUAAAUGCCUCUAUCAAGUCCCCCCUCAACCUCCUACGUUCCAAAGAAUAAAGACCCAACUUCAACCUUUCUCUGUAACUUAGGUGAUGAAACCCAGGUGACAUUCUGGUAAAUCUUCUCUGUACUCUCUCUAUUUUCCUAUAGUUUUCCUACAUCUUUCCUAUAAUUCGGUGACCAAAACUGUACACAAUACUCCAAAUUUGGCCUCACCAAUGCCUUGGAGGGAGUUAGAUAUGGCCCUUGUGGUUGAAGGGAUCAGGGGGUAUGGGGGGAAGGCUGGUACAGGGUUCUGAGUUGGAUAAUCAGCCAUGAUCAUACUGAAUGGCGGUGCAGGCUCGAAGGGCUGAAUGGCCUACUCCUGCACCUAUUUUCUAUGUUUCUAAGUUUUGUACAAUUUCAACAUUACCUCCCAACUCCUAUACGCAAUGCUCUGAUUUAUAAAGGCCAGCAUACCAAAAGCUUGCUUCACCACUUAUCCACAUGAGAUUCCACCUUCAGGGAACUAUUCACCAUUAUUCCUAGAUCUCUCUGCACUACUGCAUUCUUCAAUGCCCUACCAUUAUGACAUAGUGAAACAGGCUGUGCUCAAAGCUUACGAGCUGGUCCCAGAAGCAUACAGGCAAAAGUUUAGAAAUUUGAGGAAAGCUGUGAACCAGACUUGUAUGGAAUUUGCUUAUGAGAGGUUUGUGUGUUUUGAAGGGUGAAAAGUUUGUUUGGACCGAGCCUUGAGAUUAGGCCAAUCAAUGUAGUGUCGUCAGCAAAUUUAAUUAGCGGAUUUGAGCUGUGGGUGGUGACACAGUCAUGGGUACACAGAGAGUAAAGGAGGGGGCCAAGGAGACAACCCUGUGGGGUAUGUGUGCUAAAGGUCAGAGAGACAGAGGUGAGGGAGCCCACUCUUAACACCUGCCGGCGAUCUGACAGGAAGUCCAGGGUCUAGCUACACGAGGCAGGGUGAAGGCCGAGGUCUCUGAGCUUCUUGUCGAUACUUCAUGCCUUCGUAUGGCUACUGCUCUGCCCAUGACUGCAAUGAACUGCAGAGAACUUUGGGGAACAGAGAACAUCAGGGAAACAAGCCUCACCACCAUGGACUCUUCCUACACUUCCCCUGCCACGGAAAAGCAGGCCAUGUACUCAAAGAUCUUCACAACCUGGACAGUCUUGCUGCAAACCCGCUCCCCCAUCGGGGAAGAGAGACAAAAGCCUUAAAACGGGUACCACCAGACUCAAGGAUGGCUUCCUGUCUGCGGUUAUAAACCAAAUGAAUGGUCUCCAAUACAAUAAAAUGGUCUCGACCUCACAAUGUAACUCCACGUGACCCUGCACAUAUGUCUAUCUGCACUGCACUUUCUCUGCAGCCAUAAUGCUUUGUUACAGUUAUUGUUUUGUCCUAUAUCAGCUCAAUGUACUGUCGUAAUGUAUUGAUCUGUGUCGAUGGUACAUCAGGCAAGAUUUUCACUGUAGCUCAGUACAUGAUGAUGAUAAUAAUAAACAAAUUCCCCAUUUUAAUUGUGACGACAUAUUAGACAGACUUAGCUUCUGCUCUGGAACCACAGAAGGAAACCUAACUCUUGUCAUUUCUGAGGAAUGCAAAUAAAUGGAAAAGGCUUCAAUCUCACAUUACGACCUGCGGUAACCGGGAUCAGGUGACCGGUGGUGGGUCUCCUAUACCAAUAUCAGAAUCAGGUUCAACAGCACCGGCCCAUGUCAUGACAUUCAUUGUCUCUGCGGCAGCAAUAGAACCUAAUUCAUAACAAUAGAUUUUAACAAUUGUGAUUUGAAAUAAGAAUAUACAUAUUAAAUAGUUAAAUUAUAUAAGUAGUACAAAAUAAAAACGUAAUAAACUAUUUUA